CAAAAUUUGGAGUUGUUUGGUGAUCAGCCGAUAACCUAUUUGCGCAGUUGAAAAGUAGACCCGUGUUUCAUCGAUUUACAGUGCUUUAAAUAGUUCUAGUGUUCUCAAUUUCAACCUGAUUGUAUUUGUGUUAUUACUGUGUGUAUUCUAAACGUGCAAUUGUGUGUUUUAUCAGCAAUUUGAGUCGGUUUUCUUUCAUCGCUGUUCAGGUCAUUGUACUAGCAAGGCGACCGGCCGAACAAAACAAUCUUCUUGUUUCAUUCCACUUACGUGGUCUUGAUAUUCACCUUAAUGGCCAGUAAAAGCACUAAUCUAAGAAGUCAAUUGGAAGAUUUGAACAUUACUCGCGAUGAAUUGGAUCAAAUUGGUGAAGCUUUGAAGAAAGAAGAGUUUCGUAAGCUUUUGAAUAAUUACUUUGAAGAGGUCACAAAUCCAGAAAACCAGAAAGUCUACGAGAACGAGAUCACACAACUUGAGAAGGAACGCGGUGUGGAUGUUACAUUUAUUCAUCCAGCUGCCGGGUAUGUGAUUAAAACUAGUGUUGACGGUAAGAAAAAAGCAUUCAUUAAUAUUUGUCAAAAUGAAAACAUUGGAAAACCCUUUGCUAAGCGUGAAACAGGAGGAGUUAGAUGGUCCGUACCACACAGCCUUGCUCCACCACGUGAUGAUCUCGAUAAGAACAAAAAUUUCUGUAUUGUUUAUGAUGUUGUAUUUCAUCCCGAAGCAAUUCGAAUGGCUAAUUCCAAUAAACCGUUCAAACAAUUAGUUAACGAUACUGCCUUGAACGCUAUAGAAGACAGCUACAAGGUAGCUUUAGAUAAGAAGAACCUUAUCUAUCCAAAAAUCCCAUUCAAAGGUUUGAAACGUCCCACUGUUAUACGAAAAAAGUCAAAAUGCCCACCAACCCCUUCCGAAGAUUCUGAUCAAGGUAUUUUUGAUCUACCCAACUACCCCUACUCCGAACCACCUGAAGAAGUUGAAGUCAAAUCUUCAGAACUCCCUACAAACAAAGAUGAAUCACCAUACACUGUUCCCAAAUACAUCAUCAAACAAAGAAGCAACAUUGAAAUGCAAGACUUUACAAAUUCGAUGACAUCCAAAAUGAACGCAGCAAUACCGUCAGCUCUUGUCGUUGAAAUCGAUCUACCGCUAAUAAAAUCGGCCGUCGAUGUAAAUCUGGAUGUAUCGGAAAAGUCGUUGUGUUUGUCCAGUGAAAAACCGGCCAAAUAUAAGUUGGAUGUCAACCUGCCUUACGCUGUACUAGAGGGGGAAGGUAGCGCUAAGUUCGACAGCAGAACAAAAAAGUUGGUGGUCACCCUUUCUGUAAAAAGACGUCACACCACGCCCAAUUUGCAGCAACUGAGUCGUGAGGAUAGCGGCGUGGAUAGUGAAUCAAGAAGUACAGAAUCAUCCAGUGAUGAUGAGCUGUCGAAAUGUGAUGGCGACAAACCUCCCGUCAUCGUCGAAGUGAUAUCCGGUGGUGAAAACAAACAAACAAUCGAUGAAAGUGAUGAAACCGCGUACAGGACUAGCAUUGUGGAACACUUUUUAUCAAGUGAUAUAGCCUACUCACUGCCUUCCUACAAGUGUAACAACGUUGACAACUUGUUGGCGUUCACGUUUCACGUUAAGAACGUGGAGCCUGAAUCUGUGGACCAUGUUUUUCUGGAGCGGAGUUGCGGGGUUCACCUAAAGUUCAAAUCGAUGGGCGCCGGGUGUUUUCCCAGCCACUAUGCGUUCUGCGUCAAGUUCCCUGGCGAGUUGUCAGUGGAUUCUGACAGUUUAAGCAUCGAAGUGUGGGACAACAAUGUUAUUGCUCAACUAAGACUGAUUGGCUGUGAUAGUAAUUCUACGUUGACUGAUUACUUAUGUGGCAAGAGUGAGGAGGAGCUCGAGAAAAAGGCUUUUGAUUUGCCAGUUGCUGUACUCAAACUGUCUCAGGAAAGCAAGCUCGCGAAUGAGAAAAAACACGAGAAAGAAGACAUCAAAGUUGAAGUGCUCAAAAACGAAAAAGAAUUGAAAUCGAUAAAGAUAACACACACAAAACCGUCAGCCGUCCAGUCUGCUAACGAAUCAUUAGAAAACAAAGUACAAUUAGAUGAUAAAUCAACAGAAAAAGCAAUAGAUGAUGAACUUAUAAAAGCAUUGUCCUCAAAACCUUCAAAAUGUGAUAAACCCUCUUCAAAACCAGAGUCCGAUGAAAGGAAAGGUGUGAAGAAAUGUGAUAAAACCGCGGUGAAUACAGAGUCUGAUAAAAGAAAAGGAGUAAAGAAAUUUGAAGAAACCACAUUGAACUCAGAAACUCUUAGAAGCAAAGAAGUGAAGAAAUGUGAUAAAACUACGGGAAUUCAGAAACUGAUAGAAGAAAAAGCGGUAAGAAAUGUCAUGAAGCCAAAAAUUCUGAAUCUGAAAUCAAAAGUGCGAAGAAAUGUGAUAAAAUCACAGAGAAUUCUGAAUCUGAGAAGAGAAAAGAGUCGACGAAAACUGAUGAAAGUGCAGAAAAUUCAGAAUUUGAUAAAGACAAAGAUGAAGAAAUGCGAUAAAAUCGCUGAAAAUUCAGAACCGGUCCCUAUACUGAAAUGUGAUGGCAAAGGAUCUCCUGCUAAAAGAUGUACUUUCUCAGAUCGUCCACCCUUGGUGCAUGCGUUGUCAGAAUCGCUCAACGAUGGUGCUGAAAGUAUGAAACCCCGUUUCAGGGGUAUUUUGAAAGUGGGUCGCAGUCUGUCUGAGUCGAACGUCGACGACUAUCAUUGGUCGGAAGAUGGCGGCGAGGGAGGGGAGAAAGUCAAGAAAACUGUGCGCUUCAAUAAUGCCAUCUCCAAGAAAACUUUCAGACGCAACUCAUGCAUCCUGGACCAGCGCAAAAAGAACCAACGCAAGUCGCGCAACAAGAAGCGUGCUCAGCAGCGGCGUGCGAGCGAGAGCGAGACUUCCGAGUGUGAGACCGACAAGGCGGACCUGGAUGACCUCAACAUCUGCGUCAAAGUGGACGACGACACUGAGACCAGCGAGACCAGCGCCAGCGAGACGCAGUCAGAGUCGGACGACGGCCUCAAGAAGCCGCAGAACGACGAGAUGUCGCUCUCGCGCCGCAAUCCGCACAAAAAGGGCAAGAAGAAGUCGGCCCGAAAGUCGGCCUCCACCGCUAAGAUGCAUUUCUCCAACAACCUCAUGUUUGAGUUGGAUGCCUAGGGCUGCAAGGCUCACCAAACAAGCUCAAUUCAUGACACGAAUGUUGAAGUAAAUGCUUAGGGCUAGGUGUCACCUACAAUCUCAUGUUCAAACUAUACUGAAUUGAAACAAUCUUGAAACAAGUGUUGAGUUGAAUCACUACCUCCGUAAACAAAGCCGUAGUGCAUUCGUGUGACGUCAGCACAGGUAGGGCUCCUACACCAAUAACAAUCUGUUUAUUUCAGCUGAUA
Nilaparvata lugens (brown planthopper) is the source of this 3422-nucleotide messenger RNA. RefSeq names its product protein kintoun. Gene Ontology annotation, biological process: axonemal dynein complex assembly. NCBI's taxonomy places the organism in Eukaryota, Metazoa, Arthropoda, Insecta, Hemiptera, Delphacidae. The record is from RefSeq and is a predicted model, not a curated record. Gene Ontology annotation, cellular component: cytoplasm.